CGAGCAUCAUUUAUCAAUUUAAGUUUUAUACAAAGUUUUAUAGUGUAUGUAUAUACUCUAUACCCAAUUCAUAGUUGGAUCACUGACAAAGUGAUUUAUAAAUAAACUUUAAUUUGCUCAGGAGAUUGUACUAAAAUUGGGAUCAUAAGAUGUGGAGGUUAAAGGUAGGAGAAGGUGCAAAUGACCCUUACUUAUACAGUACUAAUAACUUUGUUGGACGUCAAAUUUGGGAGUUUGAUCCCAAUUAUGGCACACCCGAGGAGAGGGAAGAGGUGGAGGAGGCACGUCGUAACUUCUAUAACAAUCGAUUUGAAGUUAAGCCAUGUAGAGAUAUUUUAUGGCGUCUUCAGUUCCUAAGAGAGAAAAACUUCAAGCAAACAAUACCUCAAGUGAAGGUGGAAGAAGGGGAGGAGAUCACAUACGAAACCGCGACGACAACAUUAAAAAGAGCAGUGAAUUUAUUUACAGCCCUGCAGUCUGAACAUGGCCAUUGGCCUGCUGAAAUUGCUGGCCCUCAAUUUUUCCUCCCUCCUUUGGUAUUCUGCUUAUACAUUACAGGGGAUCUGAAUUCUGUUUUUGGACCAGAGCAUCGUAGAGAGAUUCUUCGUAGUAUCUAUUAUCAUCAGAAUGAAGAUGGAGGUUGGGGAUUGCAUAUUGAAGGACACAGUACCAUGUUUUGUACUGCACUCAACUAUAUUUGUUUGCGAAUGCUUGGAAUCGGACCGGAUGAGGGUGAUGACAAUGCUUGUCCUAGGGCUCGAAAAUGGAUCCUUGACCAUGGUAGUGUUACUCAUAUCCCUUCUUGGGGAAAAACUUGGCUUUGUAUACUUGGCUUAUUUGAUUGGUGUGGAAGUAAUCCAAUGCCGCCUGAGUUCUGGAUCCUUCCAUCUUUCCUCCCUAUGCAUCCAGCAAAAAUGUGGUGCUACUGUCGAAUGGUUUAUAUGCCAAUGUCAUACUUGUAUGGGAAGAGGUUCAUAGGUCCGAUAACACCUCUCAUUAAGCAACUUAGAGAAGAGCUCUACAACGAACCCUUUGAACAGAUUAGUUGGAAGAAAAUGCGUCAUUUGUGUGCACCGGAGGAUCUUUACUACCCUCAUCCAUUAAUUCAAGAUUUAAUGUGGGACGCUCUUUACAUCUUUACGGAGCCUCUCCUUACUCGUUGGCCUUUCAACAAGUUGAUUCGAAAGAAGGCACUCGAGGUUACAAUGGAACACAUUCAUUAUGAAGAUGAGAACAGUCGUUACAUAACCAUGGGAUGUGUUAUGAAGGUUUUAUGUAUGUUAGCCUGUUGGGUGGAAAACCCUAAAGGGGAUCAUUACAAAAAACACCUCGCUAGAGUCCCGGAUUACAUUUGGAUUGCUGAAGAUGGGUUGAAAAUGCAGAGUUUUGGAAGUCAAGAAUGGGAUUGUGCGCUUUCUGUCCAAGCAUUGCUAGCUUCAAAUCUUAGCCUCGACGAAAUUGGACCUGCUCUUAAGAAAGGCCACUUCUUCAUUAAAGAGUCGCAGGUUAAGGACAAUCCAUCGGGCGACUUCAAAUCUAUGUAUCGCCAUAUCUCCAAGGGAUCAUGGACUUUCUCUGAUCAAGAUCAUGGUUGGCAAGUCUCUGAUUGUACAGCUGAAGGCCUCACGUGUUGUCUAAUGUUUUCAACAUUACCCCCGGAGAUCGUUGGAGAAAAGAUGGACCCUGAGCAACUUUAUGAUUCUGUCAAUGUUGUGCUUUCUCUGCAGAGUAAAAUUGGCGGGGUAGCUGCUUGGGAACCGUCAGGGGCUCAAGAAUGGUUGGAGAUUUUGAACCCAACCGAAUUUUUUGAAGGCAUUGUCAUUGAAUAUGAUUAUGUAGAAUGCACGGGUUCAGCAAUUCAAGGUAUAGCUCUGUUCAAGAAGUUAUACCCAGACCACAGGAAGAACGAGAUCGACGAUUUCAUCGUAAAUGCAGUCCGGUACCUUGAGAACGCCCAACAUCCCAAUGGAGGAUGGUAUGGAAAAUGGGGAAUUUGCUUCAUAUAUGGGACAUGGUUUGCUCUUGGAGGGCUGGCAGCUGCUGGUAAAACGUACUAUAAUUGUGUUGCUGUUAGGAAGGGUGUCGAAUUUUUGCUUGCUACACAAAAGGAGGAUGGUGGAUGGGGUGAGAGUUAUAUGUCAUGUCCCAAAAAGGAAUUUGUGUCAAUAGAAGGAAAGUCCAAUUUGGUUCAGACGGGAUGGGCUUUAAUGGGUCUACUUCAUGCUGGACAGGCGGAGAGGGAUCCAACUCCCCUACAUCGUGCAGCAAAGCUUUUGAUCAACUCACAACUCAAAAAUGGUGAUUUUCCUCAGCAGGAAAUAACAGGGGUGUUCUUGAGGAAUUGCAUGUUACAUUAUCCAAUGUACAGGAGUAUAUUUCCAUUGUGGGCACUUGCAGAAUACAGAAAGCGUGUUCCAUUACCUUCUAUCAAUGCUGCCUAAUCGAGUUUAUUUAUUCCUAGCAACAUUGAAAUUAUUGUUACAAUAACUUUGCCAAACAAUAAUUUUUUUAUUUAGUAUUCCCUCUGUUCCCGGAAGAACGAUAUAUUUGACCUAAUUUUAGUCCCAAAAAGAAUGACCCAUUUGUUUUUCCAAUAUUUAUUAAAAUCACAAAAUUACCAAUAUAUCCUCAAAUAUUUUUGUCAUAUAGCUCCUUCUCCCUAUUUUACCUUUGUACUCCCUCCGGUUUUUUUAUAUGCAUCACUUUCUAUUUAGGGGUGUUUUUUAUAUAUGCAUCACUUCUAUAUUUGAUAACUUUAUACUAUAUUUUAUUAUCUCUCUCUCUUCUCAAAUACCCCACUCAAAAUAUUUUAUCAUUUCACUCUCUUUCAUGGUCCCCACUUAUAUUAUUAAAUAAAUCAUUCUAUCUCACAUACUAUCUAUUUCAUGACCCACAUUGUACUUUUAUCAAAAUAAAUUAAUCAUCCACUUGCCCCACUUGCACUAUAUAAUAUUGAAGCAAAUAACUUUCCUAAAACUCCGUGUAAAUGCAAGUGAUGCAUAUAAAAAAAACGGAGGGAGUAUCUUUUUAGAUCUUUGUGCCAUCUCCUCUCUAAAUUUCUAAACUUUUUUCUCUCUCCUGAUACCAUUAAUUUUUGGAAAUUUUGGAAUUUGGUACCUCAAAAAUGGGGGUCGUUGAAUUUUGGUAUCCGUUUAAUUUAUUUUUUUAUUUUAAUACCCAUUAAAGUGUAAAAUUAUAAGUUUUGGUACCUCCGUCUAUGUUCCGUUAAGUUUUUUAUUAGUGGGGCCCAUUAUCUAAUUAUUUAAUAAUUUAAUUUAUCAAAAAAAAGAAAAAACAUUUUAUAAAAAAGCUUUAAAAAUUAAAAAAAAAAAAAAAACAAAAACACCAGCCUGCCACCAGCCACUGCGCUGCCACCCUACCCCUGUGCCGACUUCCGGUUGUUAGUGGCCGAAUUCCUCGGGCACCGAUGUCGGCGCCGUCCACCCCACCCCCUCCCUUUCCCUCCUCCAAUCUCAUCCAUAAGGGUCGCACCCCACCCCACCCCCUCCCUUUCCCUCCCUAUUUUCCCCUUCCCCGAAACCCUCACGCAAACACCCACCGUCUUCCCUCCCUUCCUCGUUCCUGGUUCCGGCGGCAGUUGUGGCUUUGUGUAGAAUGAAUCAUCACACCGGAACCAAAUCAAGGGUUUCGAUUUUGGGGUUUUAGGGUUUCGAUGUGGUGGUUUUCAGAUAAGGUGGGUCACGGCGACGUAGGGGAGGGAGUCUGGGCUGCCGGCAAAGUGGUUUGAGGUGGUGGCCUGGAUUUCGGCUACGGUGGUCGGAGAACGGUUUCGGUUCAAGCUAAGUCAGGAAGGGAUGGGGUGUGGUUUUAGUGGAAACAAUGGGCACCGAUGCAGGCUGGGGGGGUCGACGCGGGGAGGCAGGGUUGGGUGGCUGUUGCUGGGCGCGGGGUUGGUCUACCGCCGGCGGAAUAUGGGUGGCUAGUGGUUUUAGUGGUUGUUUUUUAAAAUGUUUUUUCUUUUUUUUCAAUAAUUAAAUUAUUAAAUAAUAGAUAAUGGGCCCCACUAACGGAUUACUUAACGGAACAUGACGGAGGUACUAAAACCUAUAAUUUUACACUUUGAUGGGUAUCAAAAUAAAAAUAAAUAAAAAAAAUUAAACGGGUACCAAAAAUCAACACCCCCCAUUUUCAAGGUACCAAAUACCAAAAUUUCUUUAAUUUUUCUUGUGUUUUUCCAUACAUUUAUACUUGCAAAUUAUUAAUGACUUGUGUUUUCUCAUACAUUUGUACUUGCAAAUUAAGUUUCUUAAUACUCGCAAAAUUAACCCAAAUGAGUCGUUCUUUCGGGGACGGAGGGAGUUAUUAGUAUCCCUCCUUGCCUUAAAAAGUAAGAGAUUGCGCUUAUAAUUAAUGCACGGACCAAUAUGCCCUUCAAAAUGUUUGUUUACGUUCCUACCCCGUAUGUAAUUUCUUACAUUUAUAUCCUUCCACGUGUACAAAUGUAAUAAUGAGUGUUCAUCUUUCUCUCUCCUUACAUUUAUGUACUUUUAU
This is a messenger RNA of Chenopodium quinoa (quinoa), 4512 nucleotides long. Its product is annotated as beta-amyrin synthase-like. Gene Ontology annotation, biological process: triterpenoid biosynthetic process. Gene Ontology annotation, molecular function: beta-amyrin synthase activity. The transcript has 18 exons. Lineage: Eukaryota; Viridiplantae; Streptophyta; Magnoliopsida; Caryophyllales; Amaranthaceae. Gene Ontology annotation, cellular component: lipid droplet. The record is from RefSeq and is a predicted model, not a curated record. The coding region runs from base 150 to 2441 and encodes 763 amino acids.